CAGGAAGUGAGUCAGAAGCACAUUUACUCUGACACACGCUCAGUUUCAACACCUGUUGGGCUCUUCGCCUUCUCUUUUCUUUUCAAACAAACGUUAGUGUGAGUUUGUCAGAGUUCCCCAUCAACACAGCAGAGUGUCUGCGAGUUCAAACAUGGCUGCUGCCGCCCGUCUGCUGACUGAACAUCAGCUUCUGUGCUCCGUCUGUCUGGAUGUGUUCACCGAUCCGGUCAGCACGCCGUGUGGACACAACUUCUGCAAAGCCUGCAUGUGUAAAUACGCAGAUCCUGACGUCCCGUUCCAGUGUCCCGUCUGCAUGAAGAUGUUCUACCCAAAGCCCGAGCUGCAGGUCAACACUCUGAUCUCUGAGAUGGUCGAUGCCUUCAGAUGCUCAGAGCAACGGCCAGGUAGACGGGUGGAGGUUCUCCAUGGGGAAGGCUUCAAACUGAUGGCGAUUGUCUGCAUGGUCUGCCUUUCAUUACUUUGGGACUGCAUGAAAUUCAAUCAUCCUCUGGAGGAAAUGAGUAAAGGAGAGAAACUGGUGAAGAUGGAGGCUGAAAUCCAGCAGACGAUCGAGGAGAUCCGACUGAAGAUUGAGGAGCUCAAACGCUCAGUGGAGCUCGGUAAAGAGGACGCAGACAGAGAGAUGGCAGAUGGUGCUCAGGUCUUUGCUGCUCUUAAAGAGUAUGUGGCCAAGCUCAUGGAGACCAUCAGAGAGAAGCAGAGACAAACCGAGCUACAGGCUGAAGGCUUCAUCAGACAGAUGGAGCAGGACAUCCGUGAGCUGAAGAAGAGGAAGACGGAGGUGGAGCUGCUCUCUGUCCUUCAGCUGAAGGAACCACUGUCUGAGGAGAUGAAGGAAAAACUACCCAAGAUGCUCGCCAGGUUCGAGCUGAGGCGGAUUCAGAGCUACGCAGUGGACGUGACGUUUGAUCCAGACACAGCAAAUCCUUACCUCGUCCAGUCUGAUGAUGGGAAACAAGUUCACGAUAGUGACGUGAGGCAGAAGCUUCCAGACAACCCAGAGAGAUUUUCUUACUGUAUUAAUGUUUUAGGAGAGCAGAGUUUCUCUUCAGGCAGAUUUUACUUUGAGGUUCAGGUUAAAGGAAAGACCGAGUGGACUUUAGGAGUGGCCACAGAGUCGACCAACAGGAAGGCUCAAAUCACACUGAGUCCUCGGGACGGUUUCUGGACUGUGAGGCUGAGAGAUGGAUACGAGUACAAAGCUAAGGCUGACCCUGAUGUCGCUCUCUCUCGCCGGUCUGGUCCUGAGAGGGUGGGGGUGUUUGUGGACUGUGAGGAGGGUCGGGUCUCCUUUUAUGAUGUGUCUGCUGCAGCUCACAUCUACUCCUUUACUGGCUGCUCCUUCACUCAGAAGCUCCACCCAUUCUUCAGUCCCGGUCUGAAUGAUGAUGGUAGAAACUCUGCACCGCUAAUCAUCACCGCCAUUGAUUAGACCGGCCCCACAGCACCAGAGUAAUGAGGUCAGGUUUCCUGGCCUUAUCCUAAACUACACUGUGAACUUGAAGCUCCUGUUGCUCGGUGCAUCUUCUGGUAUUCCAGUAAAAGAAUACUUGGAUUACUUGUGUUUCCUCGAGUUUCUCAAAGUAGAAUGGGAGGCAGAACCUUCAGCUGCUGUGGGAGCAGCUCCCAGUUUGGAUUCAGGGGACAGACCCCCUCUCUACUUAAGACUCAGCUUCAAACUUCUCUCUUUCCAAAACAGCUGGGACUGGAUCAGGUGACUGUGAGCCAGCCUUUAGUUUCACUGCCAUAGGCUCAGGCCGGUUUACACCAAGGCCGAGUGAAAGAUAAGCAAAGAUUAUUUUUGAUUUAUGUAAAGUUACUCUAGAAAUGCUCAGCUGAUUGGAUCAAACCAACUUUACUUCUUUUUGUCUUCUUCUUCACAUUAAAUCAAUAAUCCGACUCUUCCUGUUUAUAUCACUGAU
Oreochromis niloticus (Nile tilapia) is the source of this 1943-nucleotide messenger RNA. Its product is annotated as E3 ubiquitin-protein ligase TRIM21-like. Gene Ontology annotation, molecular function: protein binding. The record is from RefSeq and is a predicted model, not a curated record. Lineage: Eukaryota; Metazoa; Chordata; Actinopteri; Cichliformes; Cichlidae. The coding region runs from base 152 to 1453 and encodes 433 amino acids. The transcript is spliced from 2 exons.